Molecule: messenger RNA, 1567 nt
Organism: Drosophila miranda
Lineage: Eukaryota; Metazoa; Arthropoda; Insecta; Diptera; Drosophilidae
Exons: 4
Coding region: 136-1557 (473 amino acids)
Source: RefSeq, a predicted model, not a curated record
CGGUCGCUAUUCUGACCUACUCGAUAUGACACAGCGUUGCCCUUACGCUCCACUCGAUACAGCGUAGGGUCGUUUCUGUGCUCUACUCGAUAUGUCGCAGCGUGCGUAUUCUACUUCCGGAUCGCGAAUUCCUCAAUGGACUGGAAACGUACCAUUUUCUCGCGAUGCCGGGUGUUUUCUUUGUUUACCUUGUGCGCGUCUGGUUUUUCCUACUACCCUUCGCUGGGCCGCCUGCUUUCCGCCGGCCCUCUGGAUGCUUCGGCCCGGAAUACCUCCUGCCGGUCGGUGGACACCAAUAGCCGGUACCGGACGCCCCCGUCGUUGACCAGACGCUUCACCUUCCUUGCGGUUGGCUUUAUCCGCGCGAGAGAGCGCGUGACGACGGCCGGGCACUCCUCGCGGUUGACGGCCCGCCACCGUGAGUUGUCCGCCGACCUCGUCUGGGGCCACGAUGCCUGGCGCUGGAGCUCGGGCCGGCGCGCCUCCGCCCGCUCCCCUGGGCACGACGCCUGUCGGCCCAGCUUCGGACGCUCGCCCUGGCCGGGUUCCGGCCAUCGCCAAGGACCUCUCUCCCAUGGUUCAGCCCGGAAUACCUCCUGCCGGUCGGUGGACACCAAUAGCCGGUACCGGACGCCCCCGUCGUUGACCAGACGCUUCACCUUCCUUGCGGUUGGCUUUAUCCGCGCGAGAGAGCGCGUGACGACGGCCGGCCACUCCUCGCGGUUGACGGCCCGCCACCGUGAGUUGUCCGCCGACCUCGUCUGGGGCCACGAUGCCUGGCGCUGGAGCUCGGGCCGGCGCGCCUCCGCCCGCUCCCCUGGGCACGACGCCUGUCGGCCCAGCUUCGGACGCUCGCCCUGGCCGGGUUCCGGCCAUCGCCAAGGACCUCUCUCCCAUGGUUCAGCCCGGAAUACCUCCUGCCGGUCGGUGGACACCAAUAGCCGGUACCGGACGCCCCCGUCGUUGACCAGACGCUUCACCUUCCUUGCGGUUGGCUUUAUCCGCGCGAGAGAGCGCGUGACGACGGCCGGGCACUCCUCGCGGUUGACGGCCCGCCACCGUGAGUUGUCCGCCGACCUCGUCUGGGGCCACGAUGCCUGGCGCUGGAGCUCGGGCCGGCGCGCCUCCGCCCGCUCCCCUGGGCACGACGCCUGUCGGCCCAGCUUCGGACGCUCGCCCUGGCCGGGUUCCGGCCAUCGCCAAGGACCUCUCUCCCAUGGUUCAGGUGAGUGUUGUUCCGCGGCCUCGUCCUUCUUCGCUUCCGCCGUUGCUCUUGCGCCGUCAUCCGCUUCGCCGUCGGCCGCCACCUCGGCUUCGGGCGCCGCCGCUGGGCCCUCCGCCGUCAGUGAUGUUGGCGUGUUCGUCGUGCCCUCCGUCUCGACCUCUGCCGUCCUCCCGGGCGCCUCCUCGGGCACCUCUUCGGCGGUGGGUGCCACCGCUGGGCCUGUCGACUCCUGUGGCCGUGCCCGCCGCCUCGGGUCCCGCUCUUUACUUGUUCUUGUUUUCAGUUACUUUCUUCUCCAUUCUUCUUCUCUACUCUUCUUUUCUCCUCAAUAACUAGCCCGGA